This is a messenger RNA of Pseudonaja textilis, 1394 nucleotides long. It is a transcript of the gene ANGPTL7, whose product is annotated as angiopoietin like 7. Gene Ontology annotation, cellular component: fibrinogen complex. Gene Ontology annotation, biological process: positive regulation of heterotypic cell-cell adhesion; fibrinolysis; blood coagulation, common pathway. The record is from RefSeq and is a predicted model, not a curated record. Lineage: Eukaryota; Metazoa; Chordata; Lepidosauria; Squamata; Elapidae. Gene Ontology annotation, molecular function: extracellular matrix structural constituent; protein-macromolecule adaptor activity.
AUUAAAGGAGAGGGACUUCGAAUAGGAGUUAUUGGGAACUAGAGAGGAGAGAGAGAAAGAGAGAGAGAGAGAGAGAGAGAGAGAGAGUACGUUGCUAUCAUGCAAGCCACCUUCAGCUCCCAACUGGCUUGGUUAUGUGCCCUAACCUUCUCUUUCACUAUCGAUCCAGCAUGGCUGCAGACCCUUCCAAAGAAGCCCGUGGCGGGCAAGAGCCCCGGAUGUUGCGAAGAGCUAAAAACGCUGAAGGUCCAAGUGGCCAAUCUCUCCUCCUUGUUACAGGAGGUGAGCAAGAGGCAAGGCGAUGUCCUGGGGCAGGCCGUCACGCAGCUGAUGGCCCUGGAAGGGAGCAUCCAGCUGAUGGACGCCCGCCUCGGCGACGUGGAAGGGAAGUACUCGGAGAUGAAUUCCCAGCUCGGCAUUGUGCAGCUUCAGGCGGCUCAGACGGUCAGCCAACCGUCCACAGACGCCGCCGUCUACGACUGCUCCUCCCUCUAUCAGAGAAAUUACAGAUCUUCUGGAGUCUACAAACUUCUCCCCGAUGAAUUUCUGGGAAGCCCAGAAUUGCAGGUAUACUGUGACAUGGAGACUGAUGGAGGAGGCUGGACCGUCAUCCAAAGGCGGAAAAUUGGCUUGAUCUCUUUCAGCCAAAAUUGGAAGAAGUACAAGGAAGGUUUUGGAAGCUUGGAGGGAGAUUUCUGGCUGGGAAAUGAACACAUCCAUCGGCUUUCCAGGAGGCCGUCCAUGUUGCGUGUGGAGCUGGAGGACUGGGAUGGCAACAGCGUGUUUGCUCAAUACGGCCGUUUCCAAGUGGGCAAUGAGUUGAGCAACUACCACCUCUUCCUGGCUAACUUCAGUGGCAGCGCCCCACGCGACUCCAUGCGGUACCAUAACAACACGGCCUUCAGCACCAUGGACAAGGACAACGACAAGUGCAUUGAUCACUGUGCGCAGUUACGCAAAGGCGGCUACUGGUACAACUGCUGCACAGACUCCAACCUGAACGGGGUUUACUAUCGUAAGGAUGAACAUAACAAGAGCACCGAUGGCAUCACCUGGUACAGCUGGCAUGGGAAACUGUAUUCCCUCAAGAGGGUAGAGAUGAAAAUCCGGUCAACGGACUUCAAGGCCUAGAGGGACCCCCAAUAGGGUCGACACAAGUACUCAGUCUUGGAUAUGUUAAUCUUCAAAUGCACAGCAUGCAGUCGAUUUAACCUUCGCUGCAAAACAUUCAGAUGCUCAAUCCAACACCCAGGACCAUCGGCCUCCGAAAGUUCACGCACCCAAUGUCUAUGGGGAUUCUCAGUCACCCAAGUCAGGGUUGUCCCAAAGGUGCUUUUAUUCCAAGAGACAACUGGACUUUCUUGGUCUCAUCCAGGUCUAGUUUUAGUUUCCAA